Molecule: messenger RNA, 1617 nt
Organism: Pseudovirgaria hyperparasitica
Lineage: Eukaryota; Fungi; Ascomycota; Dothideomycetes; Acrospermales; Acrospermaceae
Product: sugar transporter
Exons: 5
Coding region: 1-1617 (538 amino acids)
Biological process (GO): carbohydrate transport; transmembrane transport
Cellular component (GO): membrane
Molecular function (GO): carbohydrate:proton symporter activity
Source: RefSeq, a predicted model, not a curated record
AUGGGCUUCAAGCUCCAUGCCGAUGGCACCUCCGAUCCGCCUCAGGUUCGCAACUGGCGCGUGCAUUUGAUGGCCUUGAUUGUGUCCAUGGGCAGUCUGGCCAUGGGCUACGACACCGCCGUCAUCGGCGGCACCAUGGCCCUCGACUCCUUCAAGCGUGACUUUGGCCUCAAUGGCCGCUCCCAGUUUGAGCGUGACACGCUCCAGGGCAACAUCGUCUCAACCUUCCAGGCCGGCACCUUCUUUGGCGCUCUCCUCACCUUUCCCCUCGGCGAACGCUACGGUCGGAAGAAUGCCAUCAUCGGCGCAAUUCUCACCUUUCUGGUCGGCGGCACAAUCAUGACUGCCUCCCACGGUCAACUCGCCAUGAUCUACGCCGGACGUGCCAUCGCCGGCUUCGGCAUCGGCUCCGUCUCUCUCCUCGUCCCCGUCUACAUUGCAGAGACAUCGCCUCCCAGCAUUCGCGGUCGACUUGUGGGCAUCUUCGAGAUCUUGUCGCAGGGCGGCGGCAUGCUUGGCUUCUGGAUCAACUACAUUGUCGCACGCACAAUCUCCAGCUCCGGCCGCACCCAAUGGAUCGUGCCCCUCGCCCUGCAGCUCGUCCCCGGCGUGCUUCUCCUCGCUGGCAUCUUCUGGUGUCCCGAGAGUCCGCGCUGGUACGUGAAGCAGGACCGCUGGGAGGAGGCCGCCGCCACCCUCAGCUGGAUCCGCAAGCUGCCUGCCGACCACGACUACAUCCGCGGCGAGCUCGAGGAGAUUCGUCUGCAGACCCUCGUCGGCCGCCCGCCCCCGGGCGUCAAGCACAGCAAGACAUACUACGCCAAACGCAUCCUCCAGAAAGGCACCCGCAACCGCAUCGGCAUCGGUCUCCUCCUCAUGGCAUGUCAGAACCUGACUGGCGUCAACAUCAUCACCUACUAUUCGCCCCGCAUCUUCGAAACCCUCGGCAUCACCGGCACCGAAACAAAGCUCUUCGCCACGGGCUUCUACGGCGUCGCAAAGACCCUCGGCAUGAUCAUCUUCAGCGUCUACCUCGUCGAGCGCAUCGGCCGCAAGAACGGCCUCAUCUACGGCGCCUUCAUCGGCUCGCUGCCCAUGUGGUAUCUUGGCGGCUACGUCUUCAAGAACGACCCGGCUCGGGCUGCCGCCCGCGGCGAUGUCUCGAGGGACGGCUGGGGCUAUCUCGCCAUGGUGUGUGUCUAUCUGUACGGGCUGAUCUACUGCGCGACCUGGCAGGGCAUCACCUGGGUCUACUGCAGCGAGAUCUUCCCCGUCGACAUCCGACUGCUCUGUGUCGCGCUGACAACAGCCGACCAGUGGCUCUGGUCCUUCAUCAUCUCCCGCACCACCCCCUACAUGAUCACCUCCCUCGGCUACGGCACCUACAUGUUCUUCGCCAGCCUGAUGGUCCUCAUGGGCUUCUGGGCCUGGUUCUUCGUGCCCGAGACCAAGGGCAAGACGCUUGAGGAUAUGGAGGUCAUCUUUGGCGCCCGCGAUGCCAGCUGCCAUCUCGAUGAUGCCGACGAUGUCGAGGGUGCCAAGCAGGGCAAGGGCGGCGUGCUGUACAUCGAAAAGGCUGUGUCGCCGGGGCCUGUUGGGCGGGUCUUGAGUGCCUGA